UUGUUCUUCUGCGCUUCCACACUCUCCUUCACACCACCGUACGCGUUAUCUUUGUCUCUUUAUUCGGACUCCGAAGCUUCUAGAAGAACAGGAAUAAGAAACACCUUAACCAAUGGUGGAGGCCUCGUCGAUCCAAGCGGAAACGCUUAAUCCUCUGGAUCCUUCAACCACCAGCGCCUCUGUUCUAUUCCACAGAGAAAUUCUACUACCUCGGAACAUCGCACACCUUCUUCUGCCAUGUCUGUCACGCCGGCUAGGAGGCACGACGGUUCUGAAUUCUCUGAGUUCGGCCUGGAUCCGGAGCUCAGCUUUGGAAUCACCGUUCGAAAAAUAGGAGCUGGAUUGCGAAAUCUUGGAAAUACUUGCUUCCUCAAUUCGGUGCUGCAGUGUUUGACCCAUACAGAGCCUCUGGCUGCAUAUCUACAAAGCGGAAAGCACAAAAGUUCAUGCCAUGUUGCUGGAUUUUGUGCUCUGUGUGCAAUACAGAAUCAUGUAAGUCGUGCACUGCAUGCAUCUGGAAGAACAUUAUCCCCCGAGGAUCUGGUUGGGAAUCUGCGGUGCAUAUCACGAAAUUUCCAAAAUGCAAGGCAGGAGGAUGCACAUGAGUAUAUGGUCAACUUACUUGAAUCAAUGCAUAAAUGCUGCCUGCCUUCUGGUGUACCAAGUGAAUCACCUAGUGCUUAUGAGAAAAGUUUUGUUCAUAAAAUAUUUGGUGGUCAUCUGCGAAGUCAGGUGAAAUGUCAGCAGUGUUCCUUUUGCUCCAACAAGUUUGAUCCAUUCUUAGAUCUAAGCCUUGAAAUUUUCAAGGCAGAAUCAUUGCAGAAAGCACUUGCAAAUUUCACUGCUGCAGAAUGGUUGGAUGGAGGGGAGAGGCAAUACAAUUGUCAAAGAUGCAAGCAGAAAGUUAGGGCUCUGAAACAGCUUACAGUUCAUAAGGCACCUUAUGUGCUAACUAUUCACUUAAAGCGGUUCCAUGCACACAAUCCUGGACAGAAGAUUAAAAAGAAGGUUCGGUUUGACUGUGCUCUGGACCUAAAACCUUUUGUCAGCGGCUCAUAUGAAGGAGAUGUGAAGUACUCUCUCUAUGGGGUUUUGGUUCAUUCUGGUUCUAGCACUCAUUCUGGACAUUAUUACUGCUAUGUCCGCACAUCAAAUGACAUGUGGUAUACCUUGGAUGACAAUAGGGUAUACAAUGUCAGUGAGCGAGAAGUGUUAAAUCAGCAGGCAUACAUGUUAUUUUAUGUUCGUGAUAGAAAAAAUAUUGUUUCUAGGAAAUCUGUUGAUAUUAUUAAGAAAGAGAACGGAAAUACGGAUUCUGCUGCAGCAAACCAAGUAUUGAAGGGUCUUUCCAAUGGUCUGGCAGAAAAUAAAUCUCGUGAACCUUCUUUAAAUGCUCAAGCUCAGAUAAAAAUGUCAAAUUUUGACUCAUCAGUUGUUUCCUUUACGAAGUACAGUCUGGUUCAGCAAAAAAGUUGCCCUUCAUUAACAGGAAGCUUUGUUCAAAAUAAAAAACCUAUAUCUGAUCCUUCUUCCAAGGAGCAGCCACACAAAGGAUCACAAGGAGGGCUCUCCAUUGUUGGCUCAGAGCACGAAUGCUUGUCAACACUAGAUAAUUCAAGAAAGGAGAACUGUCUCCCUAGUUGUGUGAAAAGUUUGGUUGAUCCAGCUGGAGAUAAUACCGACAAGAAUGUGAUUUCGAAAGAUGUUAAGAACGAAUCUCUUUUGUCGACUCUUACCUUCAGUAGUCCACAGACUUCUGCAGUACACAGAACCAAUGGGAGCUCCCAGUUUCAUAAGGUUGAAGUUUCCACGGCUGCUUCUAUGUGUGAUGCAACAGUUAGUAUAGAGUGUAAAAACUCUAUUGGGUGUCAAGGAUUGGUUCCUAAUGAGUCGGCAAAUAGCUCCUUGACUACAGAGAGUGUUAAUCAAAAGACCAUGAAAAAACCGAAAAAGAAGUUUUUGAAAUAUCAUCCUUUAAGGAUGAAUAUUCGUUCAUCCUUGCUACUCAUGACAGUUUUAAGCUCACGGAAGAAAAUUCACAAAAGAAAGAAAAUUCACAAAAGAAGCAAGUGCCACAAUCUUAAAAAGAAAAAGAUGGAUAAACUCUCAUCAAAUGUUGGGCCAUCUGAUGAUGGCACUGUGAUAGAAAAACUUGUUGAAGGUGAAUUUCAGAGGAGAGUCAAUCAGAACUCUGCUGUGCUAGCAACAGCUGCACAAGGAGGAAAUACAUCAUGUAGUGGUUCAUCGACUAAUCAAUUUGAAGGUAGACAAGUACAUAGUCUACAAGAUGGUAAAAGGGAUAAAAUGCACAAUAAAUUUAUGAGUAUUCCUUCCCGAGGGUUUGAGGAGACAGUUGUUCCACGGUGGGAUGAUGUAGAAUUGCCUCGAUCUCAGUUGUUGGAGUCAAGAAACAAUAAUCCUGUCACCAUCGGAUAUGUUGGAGAUGAAUGGGAUGAAGAAUAUGAUAAGGGGAAAAGAAAGAAGUUGAGGAGCAACAAGCCUAGCUUUGGUGGCCCAAAUCUUUUCCAAGAAAUUGCUACCGAGAAGUCAAAGUCAAAAAAGGCCAAGUUGGACCAAUCUAGCUCAGGGAACGUGCCAUUCAGGAUAUGAUGUCUUUGCCUUAGAUCUUGUGUUGGCUUGUAGCAAAAUUAUCAAUUCCUCUACGCUGAGGGUAUUGGAGUGGAGAGAUCCCCUACCUUCUUAUUUUUCUCUUCAGUACAAAAUUUUGAUGCACAAUGUCCAAAAAUCGUGUGCAGGAUUCCUAUUAUUUUCCCUGGGGCGGAACCGCAGAGAGUUGGUUUCCUAUUUCUCAUAUCAGCCUAAAUUCUUACCUGCAUGUUCUAGAACCGAAUUGAACAAAUUGCUUUUGUCGUAGCUGCAUGUUGUAGCCCAGAAAUUUUGAUUGUUAUAUUUGUCAAGAGACUCAUGUUGCCAACUCUUUCUGUAUUCGUAGAUUCUUUGUUACCAAUAGUGUGUGAUUAAUAAUUUAGCAAAUCACCAUGAGUUAUGAUCA
Molecule: messenger RNA, 3013 nt
Organism: Arachis ipaensis
Lineage: Eukaryota; Viridiplantae; Streptophyta; Magnoliopsida; Fabales; Fabaceae
Gene: UBP23
Product: ubiquitin-specific protease 23
Biological process (GO): protein deubiquitination
Cellular component (GO): nucleus; cytosol
Molecular function (GO): cysteine-type deubiquitinase activity
Source: RefSeq, a predicted model, not a curated record